AUGUCAUCAACACAAACAGUCCCAGCCCGCCGCUGCGCUGCAACAGUUGUACGUGCCAACCAGAGGAUCAAGAUCAUCAAUACCUAUGGCAACCAAGUCGUCGACACCUGGGUCUUCGCACUCCCCUGGACCGCCAUAGGCACCACUUCUUCACGCCUGGAGGCGCCUCUCUAUCCUGCCGCCUCAGCCGCCUCCUCGUCUUCGUACUCCACAGCUGCAAACCGCGCCGCCGCGAGGCCAGAAUUCAUGUCCAUGUCGCACUGCUGCGCAAAGCUGCUAAAACCCAUACCCGGAGUCGGCGACACGCUGGUCAACCAGAAACGCGCGCCUCUUGUCAAGCUGAUCGAAGACACAAGCCCUGGCACUCACGACACUUUGAUCGCAGCUGCGGGAGACUCAGAGGAAGGUGAGAUCCUGGCUGGGCUACAGACGAGAAUGGGUGGGAGGGUGCCGGAUCUGUUUAAGCUGUUCAGGAAUAUACCCGUCACGCAGGAGGGAGAGGGCGCAAGGAGACGGAUUAGCUUCGAGGCGCCAGUCACCAAGGCGAUGUAUCAUGUGGUAUUCGAGGCGCUGAGAGACGUGGUGGUCGUUAUGAGCGCUUGUCCGCAGGACAUGCUCGAAAUCAAUGGGAAGAAGCCGGUCAAUGCGCACUUCAAGGUGUACUGAGAUCGAUCUCUGACUUGAUGGAGUUUCGAUCGAAUUCCAGACAUUUCACUACCAUAGCUCACAUUCAUUUCCGUUUCAACCACAACAAUCUGACUGCCUGGCUAAUGACAGGCUGAUACUUCU
Molecule: messenger RNA, 789 nt
Organism: Didymella exigua CBS 183.55
Lineage: Eukaryota; Fungi; Ascomycota; Dothideomycetes; Pleosporales; Didymellaceae
Exons: 2
Coding region: 1-666 (221 amino acids)
Source: RefSeq, a predicted model, not a curated record